GUUGCAAUUUCCACCAAUUGAAUUGAGUCAGGCCCUCCUCUCUUGGUUAGCACGCACUGCGCAGAGAGAGUCUCCGUCGCGAGAGUCUUCGUCUCCAGUCAUCACGUAUAAAUCCAGUUUCUUCUUCUCCGUAUAUCUAAUCGGGAAAAGUACCAUUAGCAAUCUUAUUGUAAAAACCUCUCAGUAAUCGGGAGGCAAGUGAGAAUUUCAUAGGGUUUCGCGUCAAAUGUCAGACGGUUCUCGGCGGAGCAGGGUCACUAUCACUCUAGGCCGUAGCGGGCAGAUGGUAAGUCGAGAUGGAAGUGAUUUAGACGACGAGUUGCCCAGAGUUGGGACCAAGCGUUCUGUCAAAGAGAGAUUAGGGAACCAGUUGGAUAGUGAUGCCGUGAGUAAAAGGCAAAGAGGGGAAGCUAGUUUCAGCGGAAAUGAUUUGCAGAUAAGUAAAAAUGAUCUCCGCUUCAAACUGUUGCAAAGAAAUGCACAGAGACGAACUCUGAGCGAUGGAGGCAGCACUAUAGAUCUUCGUGAAAAGCUGCUCUCCAAGAGUGAGCAGCCUCCUCCUCCUCGUAGCCUUGAUAGUCGACCUCGCAUGGCUGAACCAAGGGAUGGCCCGUUACCUCCUUCAAGAACUGUCCGUGGUCCCUCGCACAUGCUUUCAUCAGGCAGUAACUAUUCUCCUCGGACUCGGGAUGAUAUACCAAGGAGAUCUCCACAGAGGCUUGUGGGUGGUUCCAGGGGCCGAUCGCCUCCAAGGAACGGUGCAAGUAUCUGUGGCACUCCAAGGGCGGCUCUAUCACCGCCAAGAAACACCAGAAGCUUUAGUGGUGGUUCUAGGGCUGCUCUAUCGCCGCCAAGGAACAACAGAAGCUUUAGUGGUGGUUCUAGGGCUGCUCUAUCACCGCCAAUAAACGCUGGAAGAAUAAAUGGCUUUCCAAGGGAUCAAUCACCGCCAAGACAUGCUGGAAGAAUAAGUAGCCAUCCAAGGGAUCUAUCACCACCAAGAACUGCUGGACGAAUAGUUGGCCAUCCAAGGGAUCUAUCAGUAUCACCGCCUAGAAACGCUGGAAGAAUGAUUGGCCAUCCGAGAGAUCUAUCACCGCCAAGACAUGCUGGAAGAACAAGUAACCAUCCAAGGGAUUUAUCACCACUUAGAACUGCUGGAAGAAUGAUUGGCCAUCCAAGGGAUCUAUCAGUAUCACCGUUUAGAAAUGCAGGAAGAACAGUUGGCCAUCCAAGGGAUCUAUCACCGCCAAGGAACACAAGUGGCUUCAGUAGUGGCUAUAGGACUAUGUCCCCAACUAGGAAUGUGGGAAGCAGCCACAUGAGCUCUUCUCGGGGGUUUUCCCCUCCUAGGAAUCCUGGAAGCUACAUGGGUUCUUCAAUGGGUUCGCCUCCAUCAAGGAACGUAGAUGAUUUUAAUGGACGAAGCAGGAUGCUUGAUGAUGUGAGAACCUCACCGUAUGGAUUCAGAAGUGUCCUAAAUAGUCAAGCACCAACAAGCGGCCCUACUUUCGCCAGGCCAAUGUUACCUCCUCCGGUCCCAAACCCUCAUCUGUUACCUCCUUUGAGUCAGCUUCCUCCAUUUGGAAGUAUUAUGCAGAACAGUCCCUUCCCUGUGGAAGAGCCUCUAACAGUAGACAGUUUUCUAGAUUCACUUGGACUUGGAAGAUACUCCCUUGCCUUUAAGAGAGAGGAAGUGGAUAUGACCACAAUAAAGCAGAUGAAAGAAAGUGAUCUAAAAGAUCUCAUCAUACCAAUGGGGCCAAGGAAGAGGAUUCUUCAAGCGAUAGCGUGUCUUCCAAGAUAAUAACUGUGAGAAACUGGUUUGGGGGGGGGGUUCUCUUGUUGAUUCUCACUCUUUUGGUCUUUGUUGGCCUUUUUUGGAGAUCCAAACUAAGGAAAUGUUUUUUGAGAUUCAGAAUCGAAACUCUUCUCUCCGGAUAUAACUGUAGGCAGAAUUUUCCUCUGUA
Molecule: messenger RNA, 1970 nt
Organism: Brassica oleracea var. oleracea
Lineage: Eukaryota; Viridiplantae; Streptophyta; Magnoliopsida; Brassicales; Brassicaceae
Product: serine/arginine repetitive matrix protein 1-like
Exons: 7
Coding region: 227-1807 (526 amino acids)
Molecular function (GO): protein binding
Source: RefSeq, a predicted model, not a curated record